CUCCCCUCCCGCCAGGUGUAAUCAGUUGUGUGCCCGACCCGCUAUGAUAGUGUGCUCAACCUCUUUCUGUCACUCAAUCUCAUAUCGUAUAAUAUAUCUCCCUCAAAUAGUUUAUACAUUAAAACCAUAAUAAAACUCGCCAAGUUCAUUCUGGACUUCACACGUUGCUCCGGCACGUAUAAAUAAAUCACCAGUUGACCGGGUUUCGAAAAUCCCCCAUGGACCUCCUCUGUUAAUACUGUUUGUUGAAUGUUUUAAGACAUUUUCAUUAUAUGUGGGUGUUUUGAAGUAUUCAAUUUUUUAUGAGUGUAGUGAGCUGAUACUAGUUUGCCCCCUUAAUGGGACGAAGCACAACGAAACAAAUAGAGGAUAUAAAGUCGUUUUUUUCUUAGUUUUACAAUAGAAGAAAACUUGUGUGAAGGAUGGCAGAGGACGAAAUACUCUUCGACGAUGUUUAUGAGCUCUGUGAAAUAAUUGGAAAGGGGCCUUUCAGUUUAGUGAGAAGAUGUAUUCAUCGGCAAACAGGCCAUCAGUUUGCGGUGAAAAUAGUAGACGUAGCAAAAUUUACUUCCAGUCCUGGCCUCAGCACUUCAGACCUAAAGCGGGAGGCAACAAUAUGUCAUAUGCUCAAACAUCCACACAUUGUGGAACUUUUAGAAACUUACAGCUCAGAAGGAAUGUUGUACAUGGUUUUCGAAUAUAUGGAUGGCUCUGAUAUUUGUUUUGAAAUCGUAAGGCGUGCAACAGCAGGUUUUGUUUAUAGCGAAGCAGUAGCAAGUCAUUACAUGAGGCAGGUGCUAGAAGCCCUUAGGUACUGCCACGACAACGACAUUAUCCACAGGGACAUAAAGCCUCAUUGUGUCUUGCUAACUAGUAAAGAGAACUCAGCUCCUGUCAAACUCGGUGGCUUCGGUGUGGCCAUCCAGCUUCAGGACGGGCAAGUGCUCAAUGGAGAAAGUUUCAGGUCACAUUUGAGACCAGGCCUUACCCGGAGUGGGCAGGAGUACCUGAAGAGCGACAGAGAGGGUCGCAUUGGGACACCUCAGUUCAUGGCACCAGAAGUUGUGGACAAGCAACAAUAUGGAAAGCCAGGAGACAUCUGGUCUGCAGGGGUGCUUCUUCAUAUCCUCCUUUCGGGUACCCUCCCCUUCAUUGGAACGAGGCAUCGCUUAUAUCAUUCAAUAUGUCAAGGGAAACUAUAUAUGGAUUCACCACUUUGGGAAACUAUCAGCGAAGGAGCUAAAGAUUUAAUUAGAAGAAUGCUUCACGUAGACCCUAACCAAAGGAUAACUAUUCAGGAAGUACUCAAUCAUCGGUGGCUCAGGGACCGAGAUAAAGCAGUGAGCAAAAUGCAUCUUGGAGAGACAAUAGAAGAAAUGAAGAAGUUAAACGCUCGAAGAAGACUGAAAGGUGCUGUGAUGGCUGCUGUAGCAUCUCCCAAGUGGUCUUCAGAUCCUUCUGACCCUGACCACUUCUCUGAUUAUGGUGAUGAUGAUGCUACAUCAGCUGCUGUAAGUAUGGUGCUGGAUUCGUUAGAUGAUAUACACUGCCUCCAAGAACCUCCUCCUGGCGAUCGAGAUUUCUUGCAUUCGAUUCUAGAAGAUAGGCAACUUCAUGCUCUUCUAGAGCUAUACGACCGAAUAUCAAGUAAAGUUAUGAGCCCUACAAGAGCACCCAGUUCCGAUGGUGUGCUCAAAUGGCGAGAAGUUUUAGACACCUUGAAGGAUCUCGAAACAGCCUCGGCUCCCCACGGAUUGUCAGCAGAUCUCAAGACAGUGAUCGAUGAGCUCACACGACUGCUUCUCAAAUCUCAUUUUAAGGUAAGAAUCAACGGCAUUGAUGUCUUUGAUUUGUAAGUAAU
Messenger RNA from Nezara viridula (southern green stink bug), 1861 nucleotides. NCBI's taxonomy places the organism in Eukaryota, Metazoa, Arthropoda, Insecta, Hemiptera, Pentatomidae. The record is from the annotation of a GenBank genome assembly.